AUGAGAAUCCAGAGCUCCCUCCUCCUGGUAGUCCUCCUGGCUUUGGAGACCCAGCUGCCUGUGGCCCUGUGUAGGAAUAAGGGAGAAAAAUCGGGGGGCUGCCCACCAGACGACGGGCCUUGCCUUCAGGUGACUCCGGAUCAGUGCAUGAAUGACCGCCAGUGCCCCUCAUCUAUGAAGUGCUGCUCCAGAGCCUGCUUCCGCCAGUGUGUCCCUAGGGUCGCAGUGAAGCUGGGCAAGUGCCCCCUGGAUCAACUCCACUGUCUCAGUCCUAUAAAGCACAUGUGUAACCAAGACUCGAACUGCUCAGGCAAGAAGCGAUGUUGCCUCAGUGCCUGUGGCCGGGACUGCCGAGACCCCAGCAAAGGUAUCAUUCCUGGGGGCCAGGACAGGGUCUUCCUCUCCAGCCUAGCUCUGGGAUGCCCUUCCAGGUUAAAAAUCUCUGCAGGACACCUCCCUCAGAAGCGAGGCCCCCAGACACAGCCACAGCUGGAGAAAUAG
Molecule: messenger RNA, 501 nt
Organism: Myodes glareolus (Bank vole)
Lineage: Eukaryota; Metazoa; Chordata; Mammalia; Rodentia; Cricetidae
Source: RefSeq, a predicted model, not a curated record